GUACAAGUCUUUGGAAUUUAGCAGCUGCCAAAACCAGAAGUUGAACUGUGUUAACAAUGUCUUCUCUUGAGUCAAGGGAGUAGGAGUAAGAAGAACUCUCACUAAGCAUCUUUCAUUCCUACAACGACAUCAAUCUACUACAUAUUUAUCUGGUCUUGAAAAAUUCGCAUUUACACAUUCUUAUAUGUGUACUAGCCAGCUACAGGGCUAGCAACAGUUCUGAAGCGGCAGAUACAUUUCUUUGUAAAUAAUUAAAUCAAAAAUCAAUUUUAAGAAAUAAUCAUCAAAAUUUUUGCCGUAGGAUCUCGGUCAUGAGAUUUUGGACAAUUGAGUCUGUUAUAUGCAAUUAUAGUUUAGUCAUAAUAAAUUCACUAUGAAUUCGGAACAAUGUUUCCGUGAUUUAAAUACACGGAGUAUUUCAACCAGUAAAAAUACCAGUCAUUAUUCGUCACUAGUAUGCAACAGGGUGAAAACAUGCUUCUCGGAGGAAAUAUCUCGAAGAGCGAAAACGUUUCGUUCCAUUCGAAUAUCUCGCAAUUCAUUUCUUUUGAAUCUGCUGGUUUUCUUCUGUCUAUUAAAAUACACUUCAGGAACUGAAUGUUCUUUUAUGGAUGGGAAAUGUACUUAUAACAUACGCCUGGCUCCACCACAAUCGAUAACAGAUGGGUCUAGUGGAGGUGGAGAUCAAUGUAAACGCUACCCACCGGCAAAUUUCAGGCAAUUCAGCGGCACAGAAGAAAGUCAGAACGAUUACGCAGAAAAAAUGACACACAUUGUGAAGGAUUUCGAUGUCAUUAAAGACGAUCAUGAAAGUCGUAUCAGAGAGCUAGAAAACUAUAUAAGGAAGUCUCUGUCUAGAGGCGGAGAACCUGAUGUGUUGAAAGUGGCGACGAAUAUAAAAUCGAAGAUAAAACAAGGCUCUUCUGAAUCAGGUGGUUACGGUGAAAAUGGUAUCCCAUUUGAUACUACUGAAGGCAAUUUAAUUAAAAGACUUCACGAUCAGUUUGCAGCGAUACGGAAACUCAAUCGAGACAAAUCGCAGUCAUUGCGUGUGAUGAACUACAAGUUGAACGAGACACGCCAAAAAUUAGCUGAUACACAAAAUAACCUCCUGUUGACCAGAGAUCAACUAUUGCAAAACGAAGAAGCUCUAAGUAGGUUGCAAGAUGAUAAGUAUAUUUUACAAAACCAACUGAAAGACAGGAGCGAAAGACUAGAUCGAGCGGAAAAACGAGCAGAUGCAUUAGAAAAAAAGAAUAAAGAGACAGAUGAGAAACUGUUGACACUUAUUCGAUCAGAGAAUAUUCUGAAAGAAGAAAUGUAUACAGCUCAAUAUAAACUGAACGAAACUUCACAGUUAUUAGCUGAUGCUCGAAAUCAGUAUCGCCAGUUAGAUGUGGAUUUUGUACGCCUCAUUUCCGAAAUCAGCAGGAGGGAGAAAGAACUGAAGUUGUGUUAUAAAGCAAAAACUCAGACGUUCUGUGGAUUUGAGGAUGAGUCUAUAUGUGGCUUUGAGCAAGAUAAUGGUACAGAUUUCUUUGAUUGGUCGCGGAGUAAAGGUGCAACUCCAUCUACAGGAACAGGCCCUGAAAAUGAUCAUACAUGCGAAUCUCCAAACGGGCAUUUCAUGUUCAUCGAAGCCUCAGCUAAAGGACGUGGACACAGAGCCAUUCUCAAAUCACCAAUUUACAGAGCCUUCAACGAACAAUGCGUUCAAUUCUUUUAUCAUAUGUAUGGCAAUCAUAUUGGUACUCUUAACGUUUUCACACAGACUAAAAUGGAAACAGAUCCUCGGGCCGUAUGGAGAGCUUAUGGUAACCAAGGUAACGUUUGGAUAAAAGCGCGUCUAUCAAUUCCGAUAAACCUUGCCAAGACCGGAUAUCAAAUUGUCUUUGAGGGUUCAACAGAAACUGGUUACCAAGGAGAUAUAGCCAUUGAUGAUAUAAACAUACACGAUGGACCGUGUCCUAUCGAUGCCCAGAUAAAACCAGUAGCAGUUCCCGAUAUUGAUAUUGUUUCCCUAGCAAACAAUCAAACUGCUCUAAAAUCUAUUAAGAAGAGAAGACGGAAGCUCUUGCGUCAUUUCCGGCGGAGAAACGGCACGCGCCACGGUGAAUAAUAGUUAAUAGACACACAGAGAUAGUCUGCCAAUAAAAGUAUCUUGACGAAUAUAUAUAUAUACAUAUAUAUAUUCAUGAAUAUAUAUAUAUACACACACACGUAUAUGUAUAUAUGUAUAUGUAUAUAUAUAUGUAUAUAUAUAUAUGUA
Messenger RNA from Octopus sinensis (East Asian common octopus), 2269 nucleotides. RefSeq lists its product as uncharacterized. Gene Ontology annotation, cellular component: membrane. NCBI's taxonomy places the organism in Eukaryota, Metazoa, Mollusca, Cephalopoda, Octopoda, Octopodidae. Bases 374 to 2119 code for a protein of 581 amino acids. The record is from RefSeq and is a predicted model, not a curated record. The transcript has 5 exons.